Podospora pseudopauciseta is the source of this 1700-nucleotide messenger RNA. RefSeq lists its product as uncharacterized. The transcript is spliced from 2 exons. The coding region runs from base 496 to 1689 and encodes 397 amino acids. Lineage: Eukaryota; Fungi; Ascomycota; Sordariomycetes; Sordariales; Podosporaceae. The record is from RefSeq and is a predicted model, not a curated record.
GGGCCUUGUGAUGGUGUUUUUGAUGUAGCAGCAGCAGCAGCAGCUUGAACCUCUGUCGCCAUGGAGCGGGAAAACAUCUUUUGUUGUCUCGCCUGGCGGAGGAGGCUGGUCUUGAGACAGCUUAGAGGCCGUCUAGCCAGAGGGGUGACGUUCAUCUUGGGUGAGUGUGGUGAUCUCCCGCGGGAUCUCGGAGAGGGGGUUAGUUGACAACUCUACCAACCUUCACGGCUGGCUGUCUGGGGAAGAGACGUUCAAGAUGGUUGAACCUGAGCCUGAAUUGCGGGCUGUGAUUGGUCAAAACUAGACUGCUGUGGUGGGGUGACAGGGGAUUAGGUGCGGCUCCACAAAAUUUUCUGACCCGCCAACCAGCAGGUGAGAUUGGACGACGGUACCGGCUUUCGAGGUGUGGUGAGGAAGUUCAAGCUCUUGUGACGCUCAUUUGAUAUAUACCGCUUUGGAACCGAGGGGAGAAGCAGGCCCAAGUGCAAGUGCGCCAUGUUCACGACAUCGAGCGCCGGUGCCCUCAGGGCCGGAGCGAGGAGAUUGGAGACGACGGUGUGUCACAAUGCUAGCCAUCAGAGGAGGUUAUUCUCAGUAACGUCGCAAAGAGCCGGCGGCUUCAUCGUCUUCAAGAAGGGCUCCAACCCCGAGCUCCAAGAGCGCCUCGACACCCUCUACAACAAGAUCGUCCUCCCCUCCUACCUCAGCCAAGAGCAGCAGCGCAAGCUCACCAAGACCAAAUACAAAGAACAGCUCCGAAAUGACCCCAUCACCAUGGAAAUCGACGGCGAAAUCCACAAGUUCCGCUACGUAGAUCCCACAAAGGACAUUCCCAGCGCAUCCAAACUAGUCAGACAGGCUGUCGAACACAUGCAACACGAAGACUACCACAACCUCCACCUCGUCCUGAAAGGCUUCAAGCGCGCCAACAGAAAACUUCACGACGAGCUCGCCCUCCACAUCAUCAGGAAAGCCCACCAAGCCGACCGCCUCGACGCUGUCAUCGACUGCGCCAAACAGGUUGAGCUGACGGGCUUCAAGCUCGACUCACCCUUGAAGCUGUCUUCCCUCCUCGUAGGGGCGCAGACAAGGGCGAUCGAGUCCGGCUUUAAUCCUAAGCCAGCAAAGAAGGCGCUCAAGCAGACGGAGAAAGUGAUUGACUUGCUGGAAUUCGAAGGCAAGAUGCACCAGCCUAGCAACAGGUCCAAGACCCGAAGGCCCUUCUACCACGAGCCGAUGUUCCUCGGUUUGAGACUCAACCUUGCCGCCACUCUUGCGGUAAAAGCCAAGGACGGCCAGGAUGAGGACGGGAAGGUGACUCAGUACGCUGAGCAGAUGGUUCACUUUUGGCCUGAAAACACUGGCAUCCUCGACCUCCAGCCCGAUGCUGCGUAUGAGGACCCGCAAAACGUACAAUAUCUCCUCGACCGCAACGAGUUCCUUUACCAUGUGUCGCCUGUGCUUCAUGGCUUGCAGAUGGCUGCCAAGGUGGUGGACCCGGGUCUUUCGAUGAAGCUUCAGAACAGGGCGGAUGCGCUGGAGGACGAGAUUAGACAAGCGUAUGAGUGGGACGAGCGGAUGCCGGCGUCGGGAGAGGUCAUGUAUAACUGGUUGUUUAACACGGAGGAGAUGCUGGGGCGUAUCAAGGCGGAGAAGAAGAAGAAGGUGGAAGCGGAAGUGAACCCAUGAGAGGCCCCUUU